UCUACAAUGCCCAAGGUAUGGUGUAUGGUGGGCCUUUCAUCUAACUGACCCCACCACCCAACAUCCAACCUUGAAAGCACUGCUCCACCCCUCUAUAAAAUCGGAUUAGAAUCCUUAUAUUCUCCUCAUUGCAAUCUAAGCUUCAUUGGUUUUGUGAUAAGAGAGAGAGAGAGAGAGGGAGGAGAAAAGAGAGAGGAGAGAGGAGAGAGGAGAGGAGAAAGGAAACCCAUUUGGGUGUUUAGUCAAAGGCAGUUUUAUUCUAUGGCUUGUCAUGCUUUUAAGUUUUGGGAUAACCAGAGAGCCUGUUUGGCUAUGGUUUUCAUGCAAUUGCUGUAUGCAGGAAUGGCUCUGCUAUCUAAGGCAGCUCUCAAUAAGGGGAUGAGCUACUUCGUUUUUGUUGUCUACAGGCAGGCCAUUGCUACACUUGCUUUGACACCUUUUGUGUGCAUAUAUGAAAGGAGAAAGGCUCCGCCGAUGUCACUCAUCGUCUUUUGCAAGAUCUUCCUUCUUGCCUUAUUAGGUCUUACAUUGAGCAUGGAUCUCUAUUACAUGGCACUCCGUUACACAUCUGCGACGUUUGCAACCACAAUCAUUAAUAUAAUUCCUGCCAUGACCUUCCUCAUAGCCAUUUUACUAAGAAUAGAGAGCAUAAAUUUGAGAAGAACGUACGGUCGAUUGAAGAUCGUAGGCAUGUUAAUAUGCAUUGGCGGUGCUGUGUUGCUUAGCUUAUACCAAGGCCCUCCAUUGAAGCUCUUAAACUGGCACCACAACAUUGCCCCACCCCGUGGAAGAGGUGUCCUAAUUUCCCAUGGAGAGGAUAAGCCGAUGACGCUCAAAGGCCCGCUUCUCAUGUUUGCUGCAUUCACCGCUUGGUCCAUAUGGUUUGUCAUGCAGGCAGAGAUCUUGAAAGAUUACCCAGCUAAGAUGCAGCUAACGGCUCUCCAAUGUUUCCUGAGCACCAUUCAGUCAGCUAUUACUGCACUAAUCUUAGAUAGAAAUAUUGAUUCAUGGAAAUUAGGUUGGAACAUUCAGCUUCUCUCUGUUGUAUACUGUGGAAUUUUUGUGAGUGGAGUUUCUUACUGGUUGCAGAUAUGGUGUAUAGAGACGAAAGGUCCGGUCUAUGUGGCCAUGUUUUCACCACUGUCUGUGCCCAUAACUGCUAUACUUUCAGCUCUUUUGUGGGCAGAACUGAUCUACUUUGGAAGUGUGGUGGGUGGAUUACUGAUUGUUGGAGGGCUUUAUUGCGUUUUAUGGGGAAAGAGCAAGGAAGUGGAAAAUGGGAGCCUUGAGAAUGUGAUUGUACCAAGUGGGACCCCCAAAGACAAGCUUGCAGAUUUGGAGAGGGGUUGAUUGGUAUUUGAGUGGGACCCACAACAAGCUGGGAUUACACUUCAUUGCAACGUGGAACUCUAGCAAAUGUAGCUAGGGGUUCAACCCUCGCUGUGAUGUAUGAAACUCAGUCCGUCCGUCCUUGUCGAAACGAAACAAAUAUUAAAGAAUGUACAGCUGAUAUAUACUAGUUUUUUUUUUUUUUUUUGCCCAGUGAUUGCUUCAACAGUAUA
Messenger RNA from Magnolia sinica, 1562 nucleotides. Its product is annotated as WAT1-related protein At1g43650-like. Gene Ontology annotation, molecular function: transmembrane transporter activity. NCBI's taxonomy places the organism in Eukaryota, Viridiplantae, Streptophyta, Magnoliopsida, Magnoliales, Magnoliaceae. Bases 262 to 1350 code for a protein of 362 amino acids. The record is from RefSeq and is a predicted model, not a curated record. The transcript has 7 exons. Gene Ontology annotation, cellular component: plasma membrane.